AUGGCGAGCAAUCCGAAGACUCCUUCAACCAACUCAUCUCCGGUCAAAGGGGCUAGGGUUGAGAAACCAGCCGCCAUGAGCAAAGCACGUUCGAAGAACAAGGACGGCUCGAUCCACGCCUCCCCAACUGACAUCUUCGGUCCAAACGCUGUUACCCGGUAUCUCCGCAUCCCGCAAACCGGCAACAUCACCGGUGCGGAACUGAUGACGUUUCUUCCCGCGCUGAUUCGUAGCCCCGGCGUCCUUGUUCGAUUUGUCCAGAACGGUGGCGAUGCCUACCCCCUCGUUAGGAUUCACAAAUGGUUUCGAGUCGUGGUGAAGAACAAUUCUCGGCAAGACGCCACCAAUGCCGACGAUCAAUGGACUAUGACUCGCCACAAGGCCGGUCUUUACCCAAAGGUCGGCCAGGCUUGGAACCACGAUAAUCUGACUCUUACCGGCGUCCAAAACCACUGCGAGAUUCAAGUCCCGGGCAGCCGUCACGAUAAACCGGUCGUUGCUAGCGUCCAUUUCGCGUCACUGGCAGCUGACGUUAGGGUAUACCCAUCUGGCGACGACGAGCUCGAUCUAACCCGCUGUGUCAAGGCCGCUGUUGCCAAUAUCGACCUACCGCUGAUGUUUCCACGAGACUUUAACUGGCUCACUCAGCUCUUGGGUGGUCCCCGGACGGUACUCCCUGCGCAUCGAGAUGGUGCACUGUUUGAUCGUUGGAGGACUGUGGCGUGGGAGACGAUGCCCGAGCCGGAGGCGGUCCAGGCUGCGACAAACCUCACGCACCACGUAUUCACAGCAGCACAGCGGACGGCAACCGUGCAGCAUCUUCAGCAGUUCCCCGUUGUCCAGGCGUUUACGUUUGUCCGACCGCCUCCUUCUGUCCAGCCCCACGUCCCCGCGCCUCGCGGCCCUGUGAGGAUGACAAACCACGCUGGCCCCUCUCGCGCACAAGCUCCUGCUGCAGCCAGCGGUCUUUCAUCUAUUAACUCGUUGAUCCUUAGUCGGAUCAUGAACAACACUGCCGCCGACUUGUCACAUGUCCUAGCUACGAUACAAGAGGAUCAACUAUACGCGUUGUAUGUCAGCGUCUUGGCCGCUAACGGCAUCGUGCCCAUUAACCGCCGCGCGGAGCAUACACCUGGCCCGGACACUCCAGACAACUCCCUUCUAGGUCAUCGUAGUCUUCCCGACCUAAUCGAACCAGCUGCACACGACGCCAGGGCUGUAUCUCCAUCUGGCCCUUGGGACAACGACAUGGCCGCUAACGACAACGAGUCUCACGUCCCAAAUCAGUUCGAAGAACAGCUUGACGACGACACUAGCUCAUUCGCGUCUCUCGAUCUCAGUAUGAUCGAUCCGGAGAUCCUGGAGAGCAUCGAUCCGGAGAUUCUGGACAGCAUCAACCGUGAGUUAGGUGGCUUCGUCGACCAGCAAAACGAUGCGGAGCUCGCACAGGACAACCCAGAAGACCACAACCUCGAUUUGCAGGACGAUGAUGCCCAUGAUGGACUUGUCCAGGAGACUUCCAUCCCUUCCAUCGUGGUCCACGACGUCGACGGCGGCAGUGCCGAACACCCCGCUGAUGAUACUUCCUCCCGUGAAGCUUAG
Alternaria ventricosa is the source of this 1602-nucleotide messenger RNA. RefSeq lists its product as uncharacterized. The record is from RefSeq and is a predicted model, not a curated record. Bases 1 to 1602 code for a protein of 533 amino acids. The transcript has 2 exons. NCBI's taxonomy places the organism in Eukaryota, Fungi, Ascomycota, Dothideomycetes, Pleosporales, Pleosporaceae.